AUGCCCCCCGUCGCCGUCCAGCUCCACAGCCUCCUCUUCAAGCUGAUCCUCCGCCGCCGCCUCUCCUCACUCUCCGCCUCCGCCUCCGCCCCAGCCUCGGCGCCGUUCGGCGUCUCCUCCCGCCCCGCCGACCAGCACCCCUCGCCGCCCUCCAACCCGUCCUUCUCCCCCGCCUCCCCCGACGGCGUCGCCACCAAGGACCUCCACCCGGACCCCCUCUCCUCCCUCCACCUCCGCCUCUUCCUCCCCAACCCCAACCACCACGCCACCGGCGGCACUGUUCCUCAUCCUCUCCGCCGGAACUCAUUCCCCCAACCCCAGCACCGCGACGCCGCCCCGGGCCAGGAGCUCCUCUCCCGCUCCCGCCGCGCCAGCGCCAGCUUCCACGGCGUCGGCGUCUCGCCCGCGCCGACCGCCCAGGCGGCGCCGCGAAACUACGGCGGGUACCUCCCGACCGCCGGCGCCACGCGGUCCGCCUCGAGGAGGAAGCUGCCAGUGAUCGUGCAGUUCCACGGUGGCGCCUUCGUGACCGGCGCGGCGGACAGCGCUGCCAACGACGCCUUCUGCCGCCGCGUCGCGCGCCUCUGCGACGCCAUCGUGGUGGCGGUCGGGUACCGCCUCGCGCCCGAGAGCAGGUACCCCGCGGCUUUCGAGGACGGGGUCGCCGUGCUGCGAUGGAUCGCCAAGCAGGCCAACCUUGCCGCGUGCGGGCGGACGAUGAUGGGCAAGGGGACCGGAGCUGAUUCAUUCGGUGCCGCGAUGGUCGAACCGUGGCUCGCCGCGCACGCUGAUCCGUCCAGGUGUGUUCUUCUUGGGGUUAGUUGUGGAGCUAAUAUUGCUGACUAUGUGGCCCAAAAAGCUGUUGAGUCUGGGAAACUUCUGGACCCUGUGAGAGUUGUUGCACAAGUUCUGAUGUAUCCAUUUUUCAUGGGAAGUGCACCCACUCAUUCAGAACUGAAGUUGGCGAACUCCUAUUUCUAUGACAAGUCAUCAUGCUUACUGGCCUGGAAACUCUUCUUGCCUGAAGGCGAAUUCAGCUUGGACCAUCCAGCUGUGAACCCUCUUGCACCUCGACGAAGCCCUCCGUUGAAGCUUAUGCCUCCAACCCUAACAGUUGUUGCAGAGCUCGACUGGAUGAAGGAUCGCGCAAUUGCGUACUCGGAGGAGCUCCGCAAGGUAAAUGUGGACGCCCCUGUUCUUGAGUACAAGGAUGCAGUCCAUGAGUUUGCCACGUUAGACGUCCUGCUGAAGACGCCACAGGCUCAGGCUUGCGCUGAAGAUAUUGCAAUCUGGGUUAAGAAGUACAUAUCACUGCGUGGCCAUGAAUUGUCUUAUUGA
This is a messenger RNA of Miscanthus lutarioriparius, 1338 nucleotides long. The record is from the annotation of a GenBank genome assembly. NCBI's taxonomy places the organism in Eukaryota, Viridiplantae, Streptophyta, Magnoliopsida, Poales, Poaceae.